This is a messenger RNA of Naegleria gruberi, 1260 nucleotides long. RefSeq lists its product as uncharacterized. Lineage: Eukaryota; Heterolobosea; Eutetramitea; Acrasida; Naegleriidae. The record is from RefSeq and is a predicted model, not a curated record. The coding region runs from base 1 to 1260 and encodes 419 amino acids. The transcript has a single exon.
AUGGAAUCCCCAUUAUCCUCUUGUUCAUCAACAAGCUCCUCUGUAACAUGUUCUUCGAUGAUGUUGGCUAACGAGUCUAUGGAUCGCGAGUGGCAAAUGAUCCAUAUGGAUGAGCAAGCUAUCAAGAAUGACAUGUUAUUAAACAUUGCAAAGGUAACGUUUCUUAUUUCCAGUCGAACUGACCCUGAUAUUGACUUUGUGCCUGAAAAACUAUACAGUAGUUUGAAGUACAAGUUCAAAAUUGACGUAGAAACUUGUGGCAAUUCCUCCUUUUCAGAAAGCCAAAUCUUAUUGGCAGACAUUGAUAUUAUUGAUUCUCAAGGCAGCUCAUUAUUGGGAUCUAAGAAUGGUGAACAAUCAGGUAAGAAAAAGGAACUCCUUAAAGGAGUAACUCACCUAUCCCUUGAAGAGAAGAAGAGAAAGCCAAUAAUAGCAAAGAAGAGAUUGAAUCGUAAAGAUGAAAAAGAUCUUUCCGAUUCUGAAAUCUGUACAGGUAAGAGUAGAACAUUGAGUUGUACUUCCAAGUUUCAAUUCAGUGAAGUUGCCUACCAUCAUCAAAAGGAAUUUGUUAAUUUCAAAGUCAGUUUAUACAGUCUAGAAGGAUAUUCAGGUAAGACUCCUCUCUUGUGUAUGGUAAGUGCUGCUUUUCAGAUAUAUGGAAGAAGGACUACAGAACAAAGAGACGAAGAAGUCAGAAAAAAACGACAAUAUAUGGAAAUGAAACAACACCUCUUGUCCACAUCCAAUCAAGAAUGUGAACAACCAAUUAUGAGUUUAAAGAAAGUUAAACUCGACAAUACUUCCAAUGAUCAAGAAGAUUUACUCCAAACCUAUGAAAAGGAAUUGCAAAAUCUCCUCCAUAUAUUCAAGGCCCUUUCUCCUGAAGAGCAAUUAGAAGCAUACAAUAAGACUGUCGUUUCACUCUUAGACAUUCCACAAGAUAUUGCAAAUCAAACAGAACCUGCCUCAUCUGUAUUCAGUGAUCCAUUCGUGGAGGAGGCUUGUGAUUGCAUGUAUUGGCUCACAGAUGACAACUGUCCAAAUUGUGCCCAUCAUAAUACCAAUAAUAAUGAUCAAUUCGAUACCCUUUUUGGUAAUGAAGAAUUUUUGUCAGAAGAAGAUUUUAAACUUUCUGACUGUUGUGGCAAUUUUGCUCCUUCCAAAUCUACUGACUGUAACAAUCCACCUCAUGACUUUGAAAUUGACUUGUUCAACCAAAAUGCAUUCUCUGCUGACGAAUCUGAGCUCUGCUUUUUCUAA